UUGCCAAGUUCGUCGUCGUUACAUGUGAAUCGUACAAGUUUGCAUGUGAACAUCGACGCUGAUACUAAUUAUAAAUAGAAACGUCUUCCAGUUCGACUUCAUAUACGUUGAGUGUCUUGCCCUCUCAAGGAUACGGAGAACACAAAUUCCAGUGUGGUAUCUUUCAGUAGAUCUUUUAUUUUGGACAAUUUGAUCUAUUACUACCAUAGAAGUUUUUAAAAUGAUUUCAUCCGUUUCUAAAUCUAGUCUUCAUCUUUCAUCAGCACAGAGACUUUUUGUUGGGAAAUCAUUUGUUAGAUUUUUGGGUGGACCAUCUAUUAUUCAAAAACCUAUUGCUCAGCCAAUUAAUUUGGCAAAUGAACCUAUUUUAGGUUAUUUGAAAGGCAGCGAAGAAAGAGUUGCCUUGGAAAAUGCAUUACAACAUAGGCAAUCUGCUGUUGAAGAAAUUCCAAUUGUUAUUGAUGGCAAAGAAUAUUGGACUGAUGAUGUUCAUUAUCAGACAAUGCCCUCUAACCAUCAGAAAAAGAUCGCGAAAUUCUGCUACGCUACUCCCGAACUACUACAAAAAGCUAUUGGCGUUUCAUUGAAAGCCAGAAGCGCGUGGGAGAAGGUUCCUUUGAAUAAAAAAGUUGAUAUUUUUUUAAAAGCCGGAGAUUUGGUUUCGACAAAAUAUCGUAGUCAACUCAAUGCAUCUACCAUGCUGGGACAAGGCAAAACAGUUUUUCAAGCUGAAAUUGAUGCAGCUUGUGAAUUAGCGGAUUUUUUGCGAUUUAAUGCAGAGUUUGCUCAACGAUUGUAUGAUUAUCAACCAGUAAACGUUGAUCCUUCGAUACAAAAUUCGGUUCGACAUAGAGGGUUGGAAGGAUUUAUCGCCGCUAUUUCUCCAUUCAAUUUCACAGCCAUUGGAGGAAACCUUGCAUAUGCCCCUGCGAUUAUGGGAAAUGUUGUUCUGUGGAAACCCUCUGACACAGCAAUGUUGUCGAACUAUAUAGUAUUCCGAUUGAUGGAAGAAAGUGGAAUUCCUCCUGGCGUAGUGAAUUUCCUGCCUGCAGAGGGUCCUACUUUUGGACGAGCGAUUACCAACUCGACGCAUCUAAGCGCCAUUAAUUUCACAGGAUCUGUUCCGACAUUCCACUGGUUGUGGAAGCAAGUAGGAGAAAAUGUUGACCGCUUCCGGAAUUUGCCGCGUUUGGUUGGCGAGUGCGGAGGGAAGAAUUACCAUUUGGUUCAUUCAUCUGCAAAUGUGGAGCACGUUGUCAAUUCUACCCUUCGUGGCGCUUUUGAGUAUUCCGGACAAAAGUGUUCGGCAACGUCAAGGUUAUAUGUCCCAUCCUCAUUAUGGAAACAGAUAAAGGAAGGGCUAAUCGAGGGUAUGAAGCAAAUGAAAAUUGGUCCAGUCACCGACUUUGACUCAUUUACGUCUUCGGUCAUUGAUAGUCGAGCUUAUGAGCGCAUAACCUCUUACAUUAAGCACGCCGAACAGUCACCGGACCUUCAGAUUAUUGCUGGCGGGCAGCGAAAUAAAAGUGUCGGGUAUUUUAUCCAUCCAACCCUAGUAGAAACUAAAAAUCCCCAUGAUCGCAUAAUGGUGGAAGAAAUUUUCGGACCCGUUCUCACCGCCUUCGUUUAUGACGACAGCGCACUGGAAGAAACAUUAGACCUAAUUGAUUCUUCUACGUCCUUUGCUUUAACGGGAGCAGUUUUUGCAGAGGAUAGAGAAUUUCUCGUUCAAGCUGCCGAGCGACUGAAAAUGUCCUGUGGAAAUUUCUACAUUAACGAUAAAUCGACUGGUGCUGUUGUUGGACAGCAACCUUUUGGAGGAGGUCGAUUAUCUGGAACCAAUGACAAAGCUGGAAGCCCUCACUAUUUACUUCGGUGGACAAGCCCACAGUCCAUUAAACAAUACUUUAAUCAUUUGACACAGUUCAAAUAUCCUCAUAUGGAAAAGUAAAUUGUUUCUUAUUCAGUUUCUUAUUAGAUGUAGUUUCAUUUUAAAAAAACUACAAAAGAAACUCAAGUUUUUAAUAGAGCAUUCUAUCUCUGUAAUGUCUGCUUUGGGGCAAUUCAAAUAUUCGUUCAUAGGUCAAGCUAAAUUGUUUAGAAAUAAUGUUUUUCUAUUAACACAAUUUAAGUUCAUUUAUUCUAGUCUGUCUUUCCAAAUACAUGUUGUUUAAGGAUA
Molecule: messenger RNA, 2179 nt
Organism: Daphnia pulicaria
Lineage: Eukaryota; Metazoa; Arthropoda; Branchiopoda; Diplostraca; Daphniidae
Gene: P5CDh1
Product: delta-1-pyrroline-5-carboxylate dehydrogenase, mitochondrial-like
Exons: 12
Coding region: 221-1951 (576 amino acids)
Cellular component (GO): mitochondrial matrix
Molecular function (GO): L-glutamate gamma-semialdehyde dehydrogenase (NAD+) activity
Source: RefSeq, a predicted model, not a curated record